Messenger RNA from Cataglyphis hispanica, 994 nucleotides. RefSeq lists its product as uncharacterized. The transcript is spliced from 5 exons. Gene Ontology annotation, biological process: regulation of transcription by RNA polymerase II. The coding region runs from base 146 to 880 and encodes 244 amino acids. Gene Ontology annotation, molecular function: RNA polymerase II cis-regulatory region sequence-specific DNA binding; DNA-binding transcription factor activity, RNA polymerase II-specific. Lineage: Eukaryota; Metazoa; Arthropoda; Insecta; Hymenoptera; Formicidae. Gene Ontology annotation, cellular component: nucleus. The record is from RefSeq and is a predicted model, not a curated record.
AGGCUCCUACUAGUUUUAUUGUAGUUUUGUGGUUGUGUCGUCGAGAAAAUUCUAACCUUGAAAAGUGUUUUACUUAUUUGAAAGUCAAAAAAUAUUAUUAAUAAAGUCUACGUAUGUACAUACAAAAGCGAUUAUUAUUAUCAGAAUGGAACAUGAAACUGAAGAUGUUGAUAAUAUGAAGAAAAAAAAUGAAAAUAUUUCUCAGAAGGAUGAAUCAGAGGAUGAAGGUAUAAAAGAGGAAUAUUGCAGCGAUGCAACGUAUUUAGCUCGACAAAUGACAUCAGCGGAGAGAUUAUGUCAAUCAGACUCGAUAAAAUUAUAUAACUUGUGUGUGCAACUGAGGCAUACAGUGCCACCACAACAUGAAAUUGAAACACGUGCAGGAUCUCAUAUGCCAACGAAACAAGAAAUAGAAAAGUUUGAAAAAAUAAUACCAAUCAAAAAGGGCUUAUAUUCUUUUGAUGAAGACAACAUUAUUGCUACUAAUUGGAAAGCAUUUUGUAAGAUACAUAACUGGGAUGUAAAAAUGGUUCGUCCAUUCUUACAAUUAAGAAUUGAUGGGAGAGUAACAUAUAUGCGUAAUACUGCCGAAAGGCGGAAAUUUGUACAAUUCUUAGCUGAUGGUUUACCAAAUAGAACUUUAUACAGUGUCUACCAUAGAUUUAGAAAUUUAUAUGAAAAUAAUGUACAUAGAAGGUUUAAACCCGAAGAAGAUGAAAUGAUAAUAAAUCACUUAGAAAAUAAUCCCUCUCUUGAUGAAAAACGUAAAUAUGUUGAUUUGGCUAAAGUUCUUCAGAGAACUAGAAAUUCCAUUUGGCGGCGUUAUCAAAUAUUAAAGAGAAAAAACAAAAAAAGACAAAAAAAACUUAAAAGCUUCUAGAUAUUGUAGAUAUUAUCUAUAUAACAAAAAUGUGUAUAUUAUGAUGUGGUUUUUAAUUAUUUGUUUUCAGUAUUUUAAAUACAAAUAUAUUGAUAUUUUGAUAUAUGAAAGAAA